GGUUGAGUCUCCCUCGCACUUCGGUCUACGGUCAGCAUUCCUCCGUCUGCAGCGUAACAUCAUGAAAACGAUAACGCGAUGAGACAUCGGGUUCUUAUCUAGAGCCCAUUGGCUACCCUAACGCCGAACCGGUGAAUCUUGAUGGAGUGUGCGCAAGUCAGUCGUUAGUUGUGUUAUUGAUUUCAAAGCAGAAUAUUCCCUUCUAUGGCAGGGGCAUGGUUGAGGUAGAUAUAUUACGUCCAUCUAUUCAGCCAGAUUCGGUGUUGUUGUGAUCGUCUUUUCCAUCUUCCAUGUUGCUUUUGUUGUUAUUAUAAGAUCUCGGUACUUUUGCGAUUUUCGAAGGAACCAGCCCUCACUCAACCUCAACCAGAACUAAUUGCACCAUGGCAAACACACCCCUCAAAAUCACACAAGAACCCUUCAUCCCUUUCGACUCCCUCAUACUUGUCACCGGCGUCAACGGCCUAAUCGCCAGCCACAUAGCCGACCAGCUCCUCUCAGCCGGCUACCGCGUCCGAGGCACCGUGCGUAACAAAGCUCGAUGCGCCUGGGUCGAGCCCUUCUUCACCACCCGCUACGGCGUCAACCGCAUCGAAGUCAUUGAAGUCCCCAACAUCACCGCCCCCGGCAUCUGGAACGCUCACGUUGCCGGCGUCUCCGCCGUCAUCACCGUAGCCGGGGUCGCCUGGCUCGACGACAGAGACGUGCCAAAAGCCGUCAACGAAGAACUCAAGUGUCUCUACGGUCUUCUCGACGCCGCCAAGAUGCACUCCAACACCGUCCAGGCGUUCAUUUACACCAGCUCUUCCUGGGCGGCUUAUACGCCCAAGGUCGGGAUCCGCAGGACUCUGACGAAGGAGUCAUGGAAUCACGAGGCGGUGGCGUUGGCUGAAGACUCGGGCAUCCCUGAUGCGGAAAAGGGCCUCGCUCCGUUCAUGGCCAUCAAAGUUAAAGUUGAGAAGGCGCUGUGGGACUGGGUCGCGAGGGAGAAGCCGACGUUUACUUUCAACGCGAUGCUCAUUUCCACCGUCACUGGGCCCAUCCUUAAUCCCGACAAUCAGGCAGCCAGCACAGCCGGGCUGAUUAGGGCUUUAUACAAUGGGAAACCGAAGGAAGCACUCGAUGUAAUGCCGACUUUCGGUCCGCAGUCGUCCAUUGAUGCUCGAGACGCAGGUCGGCUGUAUCUUGGCGUGCUGGUGUCGGGACUAACUGGAUCAAGGGUUUAUGGGUCUGCGGAGCAGUUCAGUUGGAACCAAACUCUGGACAUUCUCAAGGAGUUGUAUCCUGAAAAGAAGGACUGGGUGAAAUUGCCGAGUUCAAAUCAAAUUGAUGAAACGGCAAUUCCUGUGGACAUCCCCUUCUCGUUGUUGCGUGCUGUCGGACAGGUGGGAUGGACGGGCUUGAAGGAAAGCAUCAAAGAUGCGGCGGAGAGUUUUGCUCCGACUGGACAGUGCUGAAGGGAAAGUUCAAAACAUGUUGAAGCUGGGGGGAGUGCAUAGCCCUUGGAUGGAUAAUGAUGUCAUCCGAUGCCUCGGCUCGAACAACUCGGCCAAUCCAGCUUGUUCUAGGCACCUUUCACCUCAUCAGUUUCGUUUCUUUUUGUAUCAGUGCUCACGGUACCUGCAGUAGC
Molecule: messenger RNA, 1630 nt
Organism: Neurospora hispaniola
Lineage: Eukaryota; Fungi; Ascomycota; Sordariomycetes; Sordariales; Sordariaceae
Exons: 2
Coding region: 384-1457 (357 amino acids)
Molecular function (GO): oxidoreductase activity, acting on the CH-OH group of donors, NAD or NADP as acceptor
Source: RefSeq, a predicted model, not a curated record